AUGAAAGUAGGCCCAAAGGUCAGUGACCUCGAAGUCUCUACGAUGAGACUUCAGGACAAAGAGAAUAUCCAUGACUCUGUUGACAAUAUGAUAGUAGUCAAACUUCCUUGCAGGCACAAGGAAUUCGAAGAAGUCUUAUCAAAAAUCAUAGUAGAUCAGAUGGAUAACUACAGUUUGCCGAAGUGUCCAAUUUGUUCUAAAGAAAUAUCUGAGGACACUAUAAUCUCUAAUGAUAUACUUUGUACCUCUGAUUUUGAGAGAUAUGUACGACUGAAGAAAUAUCUUGCAGCACUCAAAGAUCCUGAUUGACAAGUAUGACCAAAGGCUGAAUGUAAGUCCAAAGCUUAUGUUGGUGAUAUGUCUACCCUAGAGAUUAAAAAUGGGUAUUAUAAGCCCAGAAUCGUCCAAUGUGAAGAAGGUCAUAACUUCUGAGCUAUUUGCAAUUAUAAUCACCCAGUUGAAAUUUCUUGUCACGAAGCUAAACCUUGAACUCGGUUUUAUGAUGAACCUUUAACAUUAAGGUGUUCAAACUGUAAGCUUAUAAUACAGGACUGGUUGAUUCAUGGACCUUAUAACUUAAACUGAUUUUCUUGAGCUAGUAAAAUACAUACGCCAGAUAUGAUAAUGAUCAGCCCGCUUGGAUACUUGCUUCUUUAUUUGUUAUUACCAGUCUUAUAUCCAUAUAUAAUUCUUAAAUUCUUUGUCUGCAAGAAUGAUAGGAAUCCCUUAUGAGGGUUUAAAAGAGUUCGACCAGGAGCUAAAGAGAGUCAAGAGUGGUCAUUGGAAUGCUUACUUGUUGUCACUAUAGGGUUAAUAUUUUGUAUGAUUCUUAUGUUUAUCAUCUUCUGGGUAGCCAUGCCGAUCAUCCCAAUUGCUUACUGAGCGCUGGUUUUUAACUAUUGAAAACAACAGACAGUUGCUGAAAAAUUGAGGAAGGAUUUUUACUCAUAAUUCCUUAA
This is a messenger RNA of Moneuplotes crassus, 959 nucleotides long. The record is from the annotation of a GenBank genome assembly. Lineage: Eukaryota; Ciliophora; Spirotrichea; Euplotida; Euplotidae.